Messenger RNA from Phaeoacremonium minimum UCRPA7, 243 nucleotides. RefSeq names its product putative dolichol phosphate-mannose biosynthesis regulatory protein. The transcript is spliced from 2 exons. Gene Ontology annotation, biological process: GPI anchor biosynthetic process. Gene Ontology annotation, molecular function: enzyme regulator activity. The record is from RefSeq and is a predicted model, not a curated record. Bases 1 to 243 code for a protein of 80 amino acids. Gene Ontology annotation, cellular component: dolichol-phosphate-mannose synthase complex; endoplasmic reticulum membrane. Lineage: Eukaryota; Fungi; Ascomycota; Sordariomycetes; Togniniales; Togniniaceae.
AUGUUGGUGGCCGCCUCCGUCGUCUUCCUCUACUACACCAUCUGGACCCUGGCGAUGCCCUUCGUCGACUCGGACCACCCCCUCCAGAACUUCUUCCCCCCGCGCGUCUGGGCCAUCCGCAUACCCGUCAUCCUCAUCCUGCUGGGCUCCGCCGUCGUCGGCUCCUUCCUCAGCGUCGUCAUGAUCCGCAGCAACAGGAAGAAGGCGGCCAAGGCCAAGGCCGCGGCCAAGAAGAAGGCGUAA